Plectropomus leopardus (leopard coralgrouper) is the source of this 2933-nucleotide messenger RNA. It is a transcript of the gene rab14l, whose product is annotated as RAB14, member RAS oncogene family, like. Gene Ontology annotation, molecular function: GTPase activity; GTP binding. Gene Ontology annotation, cellular component: trans-Golgi network; phagocytic vesicle; recycling endosome. The record is from RefSeq and is a predicted model, not a curated record. Gene Ontology annotation, biological process: defense response to bacterium; phagosome maturation; endocytic recycling. Lineage: Eukaryota; Metazoa; Chordata; Actinopteri; Perciformes; Serranidae.
CUGUGCCGUGAGCAGCCAUCUUGGAUAGACAGAUCACUUGAGCCAGGAUAACCUGCAUUCCUCUUCUGAACAGCUCAAGAUCACAAAGCAUAAAAGACUUAAUAUCUGAGCCACAAUGGCCACUGCACCGUACAACUACUCCUACAUUUUCAAAUACAUCAUUAUCGGGGACAUGGGGGUAGGGAAGUCAUGUUUGCUUCACCAGUUCACAGAAAAGAAAUUCAUGGCGGAUUGCCCCCAUACGAUUGGUGUGGAGUUUGGUACAAGGAUAAUUGAAGUGAGCGGCCAGAAGAUCAAGCUGCAGAUUUGGGACACAGCGGGGCAAGAGCGCUUCAGGGCCGUCACGCGCUCCUACUACCGCGGGGCUGCAGGGGCGCUCAUGGUCUACGACAUCACCAGGAGAAGCACGUACAACCACCUCAGCAGCUGGCUGACUGAUGCCAGAAACCUCACCAACCCCAAUACUGUGAUCAUUCUCAUAGGAAAUAAAGCGGACCUGGAGGCCCAGAGGGACGUCACGUAUGAGGAAGCAAAGCAGUUUGCUGAGGAGAAUGGUCUGUUGUUUCUGGAGGCCAGUGCAAAAACAGGUGAAAACGUCGAGGACGCCUUCCUGGAAGCCGCUAAGAAGAUCUACCAGAACAUCCAAGAUGGCAGCCUGGACCUGAACGCCGCCGAGUCGGGGGUCCAGCACAAGCCCUCGGCCCCUCAGGGCGGCCGGCUAACCAGCGAACCACAGCCUCAGAGGGAAGGCUGCGGAUGCUAAUGACCAAGCAAAAUCCCCUUCAUCCUCCCUUCCUCUCUCUCUGUCUCUCUCCGUCUGUCUGCUCUCCCUCAACCAUCCCCCCCUCCAUCCAUUCCUCCACCUCCGUAUGUCCAUCCACCAUCCUCCCACGAGAGCAGGGUUGCGGAGGGAAGGAACGGGGGACGGAUAUCGAUUUGGGCCAGACUGAGCUGGGCUGUGUGGACUUACAUCUCUCCCCUCCUCUUUUUCCUCCUCUCUGCCUGUCUGUCUCCCUUUGUUGCUGUCUCACUCCUCUCUAAGCUCUGUCAGUGUGUUGUCGUCCCAUAACUCUCCUCUUCCGCUCCCCUCUGCUCCUUCAGCCCUAGUCCCCCCCCCCCCCAUCAUAGUAUCGUAGACGCCACCACGCAUCACACGGGUUACUGACACUUUAGAUAGAUGUAACGUUCAUAAUGAUAAACCGAGACUGUUUAAUUAUGUUUGGUUUUAUAGCUAUAUAUGACAUGUAAACACCGCAUUAAGUUUCAUCCACCACUGGUCACUUCUGUAUGAAUCCGAUCGAAAUUAUACUCUCAAACUCCUGACGUCUCUCCUGCAUGGUUAACCGAUCCAGCGUUCAACUGCAGGUGUGAUAUCUUGCUUGUUAAUUUUUGUGGGAUCAGACAGUAAAAGGCUUUGAAGUAUCUCGCAGCCACACAGGUAGAGAGCGCGUUAGUGUGUGUCGAUGAAUGUGUAGUCGAGUGAUUCAAACCUGCUUGCGGCUUUUAAUUCUGUUGCUGCUGCUCGGCACUUGCCAGAUGUGGCAACGGCGAUGGUCUCAGGAGGGAGGGAGAAUUUCAAAAACUAGGAAUUACCCACAAAUUCCCUGUAAGUAAUUUCUCAUCCUCGCUUCUGAGAUAUCACAGGAAGGAAUAUUAGGUGUUUUCCAGCUCGUCUGUGUGUGUGUUUGUGUCUGUGUGUGCAGAAGUUGGAUUGACUAAAAGGAAAAAAAACUUUUCUGGUUUUGAUGGAAAGAAUUAUUCACAUAGGUUUCUUUGCACCAGCUCUCCCUCUCCUCACCCGUCCGACCCCCCAAAACCACCCCCCCCCCCCCCCCGAGUCAUAUCAACAGAUUCUGUCUUUACCAGCAUUUUCUUUGUCAUUGUUUGUUGCCUUAUUAUAAUUAAUGUUAUUAAUCUUUAUUGUGUUGCUGCACUUGCUCUUCACACUGCUGUCGGACUCACACCAAGUCAAUUAAAUCUACUCUUUUUAGAUUAAUGAUUGCAUUUUACCGGAGAGUAACGUAAAUAUUUCAAGUGGUGGCUCACAAAAAAUCUCAAAAGUAUCAGCAGCAUGGUCUUAAAACUGUCAACACUCCUGUAUCUCAAGUGCUGCACUGAAGAGCUGAUCUGUUGUUCAUUUUGGGCGGUUGUUCCUCUGCCGUGUAUAAUACAGCACCAAGCAGCAUGCCCCCCCGAAACACAGUGACAUUGUCAAAAUCCAAUUGUUUUUUUUCAAGUACAAUUUUUCUGUACUAUAGUGAUUCCCUAAUUGGACAGCUGUAUAUAUUGCUUCUUAACUAUUGGUGAUGACCUCGCUACUUGGGAUUUAGAAAUUUAUUUGCUGGCUCUGCCAAGAUCUGUACAGUUGAUGUGCUAGUGGGUUGCCUGUAAUUCAUGCUUGGGAAAUUCUGUAACAUAGUUUCUAUUAAUAAAUGUAUGUAAAGGACAGACACCCUGACACCCCCCAACCACCCCCGCCUGCACACUACUGAACCUGUCAAUAGGUUGAGGGGAGAGGAAGUGGAUUGAGAUGACGUGCAAACUAGUAUUUAUGUCUGAUUCCUCUCAUUUCUGUAUGGAGUGGAGAAUGGGGCACUUUUUCUGUUUAUAUUCUUUUUUUUCACCCCCUCAUCGCUCCUUCACAUGGGAGGGGCCUACAUCGCUGUCUUAACUUUUUGGGGAGCGGGGAUUGGUUUGUUAUUGUGGGAAGUUGGUGGGCUGGGUCUUCCUUUUUCCUGUGUCCCACCUCUUUGCAGUCUGAGUGACCACUUCCUGCUUUUGUCUGUCCACAAGUACAAAAAAAGUACAUAUGUAUAAAUUUUUAAGGAGCUGUGCUAACAUUUAAAUGCGUUCUUGAGUGUAUAUGAUUUUAAAAUGUUGACAUUUUGAUUUUAAUGACAAAAUACUCUAGACAGAAAAAAUAAAUUAUACAU